This is a messenger RNA of Etheostoma cragini (Arkansas darter), 1896 nucleotides long. It is a transcript of the gene crx, whose product is annotated as cone-rod homeobox. The coding region runs from base 356 to 1243 and encodes 295 amino acids. Gene Ontology annotation, cellular component: nucleus. The transcript is spliced from 3 exons. The record is from RefSeq and is a predicted model, not a curated record. Gene Ontology annotation, biological process: regulation of transcription by RNA polymerase II; multicellular organism development. Gene Ontology annotation, molecular function: RNA polymerase II cis-regulatory region sequence-specific DNA binding; DNA-binding transcription factor activity, RNA polymerase II-specific. NCBI's taxonomy places the organism in Eukaryota, Metazoa, Chordata, Actinopteri, Perciformes, Percidae.
GAAACUCAGUAGAUCGACCUCCCCAAGGCGCAAAGGCAUCCCGGGGCCACUUCACCUGUGGGAUGACUUAACUGUGUGAAACAGGACUUGCAGAGGCAGUUCGGAUGCUCAGAGCACCACAGUGUGCUCUGCUGAUAAGCUGACACGCAGUCCAAAGCUGAAGCUGCAGGUAUAAGACAAAAAAGAAAAAACACUUCGAGGUUUCUCCAGAGAACUCCGGCGCGUCCCGCUUCUCUCCGGUUGGACCCGACGCACGGACUCGUUGCCCCAGCAGAGCUCUGAGGGGGCCCUCGGUUGCGUGUGUUGCGUGUCCGACAUACAAGUCAGCGACAGGACUUAAAAGCCUGCUGUCAGGAUGAUGUCCUACAUAAAGCAACCCCAUUACACCAUGAACGGGUUAAAUAUGCCUGGCCCCGGAAUGGAUGUGCUACACACAACCAUCGCGUAUCCAUCCACUCCCCGGAAGCAGCGCCGAGAACGCACCACCUUCACCCGAACACAGCUGGACAUCCUUGAGGCGUUGUUCUCGAAGACCCGCUACCCAGACAUCUUCAUGAGGGAGGAGGUGGCCCUCAAGAUCAACCUGCCUGAGUCACGUGUACAGGUUUGGUUUAAAAACCGCCGUGCCAAGUGUCGUCAGCAGCAGCAGCAGAGCAGUGGGCAGUCCAAGCCUCGCCCUCCCAAAAAGAAGGCCUCUCCAGUGCAGGAACCCAGUGCCCCUGAUCCGGUUCCCAACCCGUCGGGCUCCUACAGCCCGUCCUCUGUCCAGUCAGGCCCCAGCCUGGUCCCGAGCUCCAGCACUGGAAACACAGCUGUGUCCAUCUGGAGCCCGGCCAUCUCGCCCCUGCCGGACCCCCUGGCCUCCUCUUCGGCCCCCUGCAUGCAGCGGCCCUCCCCUUACCCCAUGAGCUACGGCCAGCCGUCGGCCUACACCCAAGGCUACGCCAGCACCACUUCCUACUUCACCGGCCUGGACUGCAGCGCCUACCUGUCCCCCAUGCACUCGCAGCUGUCAGGCACCGUGGGCGCCCUCAGCCCCAUCACUGUGCCCUCGAUGGGGGGCUCCCUAAGCCAGUCCCCGGCCUCGCUGUCCUCACAGGGCUACAGCACGGCCUCCUCUCUGGGCUUCACCUCUGUUGACUGCCUGGACUACAAGGACCAGCAGGCCUGGAAACUGGGCUUCACCACAAUGGACUGCCUGGACCACAAGGACCAAAACUCCUGGAAGUUCCAGGUCCUCUAAGAAAGCAAGACAGGGUGGUGUUCGUGUGUGUGUCAACAAGUCCCAUGUGAGAUAGUGUGAAGCAGGACUUGUUCUCUUUGGUUUUCAGUUUCUUGUUGUAAGAUUUUGUUUUAUUUUCUAAAGGGAACCUCUGUAGAAAUGCAUUUUAUCUGAACUACGUUGGAGAUGAAGGGACCAGUGGCUGUCAUCAAUGCUGCCUGACUGCAAAUCAUAUCAGUCGUCUUCUUCAUGUUAGGUUAAAUAAGUGAGCAAAAGCCUUUAAAGAGUUUGUAGGAAAACACUGGAGCCGUACAUAUGGAAACACACUGAGCCAUCUCUUCUUUUAACACACAUAAACACACACACACACGUGUGUUUUCAUUUUGUUUUAAACAUGCAUUGUCAUAGAGGGAAAGGAGCGCUGCUUUGACAGGAAGUAGCUCCGGUGUCCCGUAGGUCACUUCCCCCGUCAGGGUUUAAUUCUUUUGAGGUAUUUAUUCUUAUUAUUUUACGCUACAUUUAAAAUAUGUAGUUUGGAUGCGUUUAGAUAAUUCUGAGCAUUUGUGUUGCAUAUUACAGUGUUAGCCUUUAGUGUUAUCAUCCCAAUCUGUUUGAUGGAAACAAUAGAUCUUCUGUUUUUAGUUGUGUGACAUAUUAAAGUGAUCUCUUCUUUA